Molecule: messenger RNA, 1673 nt
Organism: Darwinula stevensoni
Lineage: Eukaryota; Metazoa; Arthropoda; Ostracoda; Podocopida; Darwinulidae
Source: the annotation of a GenBank genome assembly
AUGGUGAAUGCCAGCGUGUCGGCAUGUGAGCAUGUGAGCAGUGUCAGGGAGCGCCAUCUGGCAGGCAUUCGUGCGAACAUAGUUCCCACGAGUGUGAUCGGGAUGACACCAGAAAAACACAUUAGCAAUUGGACUCUGCCGCUUGCAGGUCUGAGGGCGCUGACGAGGCUGGACCUCAACGAAUGCCGUCUGAAGUCGAUCGAGGCCGGAGCGUUCUCCGCCCUGGAGUCCCUGGAGCACCUGGACCUGUCGUGCAACGAACUGGAGAUCCGGAGCGACGACGUCUUCGCGGGUCUGGGCUCCCUCGUCUCCCUGCUGCUGAAGGACAACCAGAUCCGAGGCGUCGGGUCGCCCUUCGCGGCGCUGAGGAACCUCCGCGAGCUCCAGCUGGACGAGAACUUCGUCGCUCGCCUCAGCCGGGAAUUCUUCGAGGGGAUGGAGAGCUUGGAGUGCCUCACGCUGACGGACAACGACGUCCGGGCGUGGACCUCCCCCGUUCUCGGGGCGGCGGGGAAAUUGAAUUCGUUGAGGCUCGGUCGGAAUAAGUUGAUGCAGGUGACCGAGGCCAUGCUGGCGGACUUUGCAUCUCUGGGGAGGCUGGACCUCUCCGAGAACCCGUUCGUGUGCGACUGCGGGCUCUACAGCUUCUACAGGUGGGCCUCGGAAAGGCCCGAGAAACUGGAGCGGUGGCACGAGGAAGGAGCCUACACGUGCUGGACGAAGAACGACACCAUCUAUUCCUUGCCGCUCGACGCGGACGAGAUCUUCCGGGACUGCGGGCCGAAGUCCGUGACUCCGGAAGAUGCCGACUCCAGGCUCUCGGCGAUGGGACUGACGGGAGGCAUCUGCGUGCUCGUCGUCGUUCUCGUCGUCAGCGGGUACUUCGCCUAUCGGCGGUGGUGGUGUCGGCUGGUCGCGCCGCCGAGUCGGGGGUGAACGAGCGAUGUCGCGUCGUGUUUUUUUUUGUCUUUUCCGUCCGGGAGUGGCUGAGCCAUCUGCUGUGAUGGCGAAUAAUUGACUUCCAGUCGUUUGCGUGCAGCAAUUCAUCAAUUUCAUCGACGUCGUCGUUUCAUGCAUCCUUUCAUCGAUUUCUCAGGUUUAUUUCAAUGGAGCCGAAAGUAAAUAUUGCCAAUGACGUUCAACAACGCAAACAUGCUCUGAGAUCUGAAACUGAAAGCUUGGAAUCCCCACCAGAUCCCCCACACAAUUCCUCAAGCUCCCUCAGGCGGAGUCUGCCGGACUUCCCCCGGAGAAAAACUAGGCAGAAUCCGUGAAAACGAUCAUUACCAUUAAGUUACCAUUACCAGGGACCAUUAAGUUACCAGGAACCGGGAGGCCCCGGUCCCGGUAACUUAAUGGGCAUGGAACCCAGAGUGCUUGCUUGCUUCAUGAUUUUCUCCCACCACUCAGCAUCACGAAAUACCAUACUUCUAACAAGACUACGCUUAAUGCAUGUUUCCUCCAGUAUUUUUUUCCCUCAAGUAUUCUCUUCGUUUGCCAAUUGCUAUAUGGAACGUCUCAGAUUAAUGCGUGACAGAAUAGCAUGUUGUUGGACGGUGCAAUUUCUCAAGUUCGGCUGACGAAUUAUCAUUCUAAAAUCAUCCGUUUUCAUUCUAAAAAAAAAGUUAAGAUAUUAUUCCCUCAGAACUCCUGAAACCGUAUUAAAAUAAAUA